Prorocentrum cordatum is the source of this 961-nucleotide messenger RNA. The record is from the annotation of a GenBank genome assembly. NCBI's taxonomy places the organism in Eukaryota, Dinophyceae, Prorocentrales, Prorocentraceae.
GUGAUAGUCGAGGAGGCGGCCAAUUCUCUCAUUACUUCCACUUCGGCCGCCAUCUUCUCCUGGGCCAACCGCAUCCUUUGCCCCGACUGCCGCCCGGUGGUCAAUUGCGAUUGCCUGGAGUGCCCGACGGUGACUUGCGGUGACGUGAUCAAGCGGGAGGCGAGCGACUCGUCAUUGCUGGGGCCCGCGCUGUGGUGCUUGCUCCUGGUGUGCUUCGGUUUCCUGCUGGGGCGCCUUCCCCCUGCGGGUGCCUUCGCGGCCCAGCGCGCGCCGCGAGCCCCUCGGGCAUCGGCGGCGGAGGAGAUCGAGGUGGCGCCGAUCGCGGAGCAGGCUCGACUGCAGCUGGAGGCGGCGCGCUUGCCCCGCGGCACGCAGGGCGGCGCGCCGCCGCUGAUCGGCGGCGCGGCGGCCCCGGCUCCAGUGCACCGCUUUCGCGCCCUGCCCUUGCCGGCUCGGCUGGCGGGCGCGCGGGUUGCCGGUGCCGCGCGUUUGGGCUUCGCGGUGCCGGUUGGGUUUUUCUUGCGGAGCGUGGCCGGGGUUGCGGUCUUCAAGCCUGGCCCGCCGCCUGCUGCGGCCGCCGCGCACGCUGGAGGAGGGCGCGCCGCCCUGGCUGCUGCCCUCGGUGGGCCCGCCGCUGCCGUCGCCCUCGCGGGCGCUCUGGCGCCGCCCGCCGCCGCGGCCGCACCCGCGCCCGCCGCUGCGACGGCACCCGCCGGUGCCUUGGUGCCAACGCCGCCGCCGGCGCCGCCGCCGCUGGCCCCGCCGGCGGCGGAGUGGCCGCUGGGGCCGCCGUUGGCGGCGCAGCGGCCGCCGUCUCCCUCGCGGCUGGGCGCUGUUGGGGCUGUGGUGUUCGACCUGAGGGUGCAGCCAGUCGGUGUCGACAAGCAGGGCAUCCGCCACUGCGAGUUCAGAGCUGCCGUCUCCACGUUCACGGUCGCUCCGUUCACGGAUUGGUGCGCGG